UAAUUCAUGUAUUUUCACCUCUCAUAACGUGUGAAGUUCCUUCCUGGCCCAUUCAUUGCAUGGAGUUGGCACGCUCUCCAUCUCGCUAGCUGCCUGCGUCUUGAUUGGCCGUCUUGACCGAGAUUCUACUGUACCAUUUCAAACCCGAGUCUGCACUACUCUACAGUCUGCGGAAGCGGGGGAGGACCGUGCAAAUUCCCAACGAGCUCGGGGAUUCAAUCCGCUGCCAAGGCACUAACCAGUCACCACUUCGGGGAAAAAAGGCUUAUCUUUGAAAUAGGUCGAGCACUGUGUCUGUUGUAAAAUUCGUUCGUUUCCGUUGUCUCGGAAAAGCAACAUGCUGGUAUAGUAAAUAUAGGGCUAAUAGUUGUUUUUUUAUUCCUUCCAAGCGCACAUUUCUGUUGGAUUUUUAUCUGAAUAAUUAUUUAUUUUCGUGGAUAUUUUCGUUAUUUUCUUCCACUGUGGAACGUGCGGAGCACGAUGUGCACAUGCGGUGGGAUGCUCGUGGGUCUCCUGACAGUUCUCAGAUGAGUGAUGGAGAUUUGAUCAGUAAACAUUCGCAUGUUUUGUUUUUGCACAAUAUAUACACAAUUUAUGAACGAAUGAAAAAAUACCAAGAAGCACUGCAAAGAUUCGACAGUGAUCUUUUUUUGAAAGAGUUGUGCGUGCAGUCUUCUGCAUGGUUGCAAUAGCCAACAUUUCAUUGCCAUUUUAAUUUGUUUAAUUGAACUUUUCCAUCCGAAGUGCCACUGUUUGCAUCAUUUCCUUGUCAUGUAUUCACAUUUCAAUACAAUUCCGCAAUUGAGACUCGGAUAGUUUAGCCUAAAUAUCCAGCUUAUUUCCGUACCGUUAUUGGACCGAGGAGAGAGCACAGACGGAGACAUGGCUAAAAACCCGUCCGAGGGACCCAAUGAGCCAGAUCUGAAUCAGCUACCGGACGAAGAGCUGCUGCAAUGGGGCAAGGAGCAGCUGGUCAACAGGCUAAGGAGAGUGGACAGCGAGAAGUUAUACCUGAUGAUCGAGCACGGAAACAUGAUGAAAGACAUUAACCGGAGGCUGCAGGUGCACCUGCACGAGAUCCGCAACCUGAAGGAGAUCAACCAGAAGCUCCAGGACGACAACAACGAGCUCCGCGAGCUCUGCUGCUUCCUGGACGACGACCGGCAGAAGGGCAAGAAGCUGUCCCGGGAGUGGCAGCGGUUUGGCCGGUACUCCGCGAACGCCAUGUGGAAGGAGGUGGGCACCUACCAGCUAAAGCUCAAAGAACUCGAGGCCAAACAGGAGACAGUGGUGCGCGAGAACACGGACCUGAAGGAGAUCAUCUUCAUGCUGGAUGAGGAGAGGAACGGAGCCGGUUCCCGGAGCUCCAUAGACUCUCAGUCCAGCCUCACCAACCUGAACGGCGGGACAGGGAUAGUUCGGGACUUCGGGGAUGGCAGUAGUACCUCCAGCACGGGGAGCGCAGGUAGCCCCGACCACCACCACAGCCACAACCACAUGCACAAGCUGCCCGCAGAGAGGGAGGGCAAGCUGGGCAGCACCUUCCAGAGGAGGUCCAUGGAUGACCUGUCAGCGCCACACCAUCACAGGAGCAUCCCUAAUGGACUCAAUGACUCCUCCACUAACUACAUCAGACAGCUGGAGACCAAAAUGAGGAUAUUGGAAGACGACAACAACAAGCUUUUGACGCAGCAGCAGUGUGACCCGGGGGACCUGCGUGUCCUGAGGAAGGGGAUGACCCUGUACCGCUCUGAGUCUCAGCUGUCAUCCCUGCCACAACGCCAGGACGCACUGCACAACGGCACGAUUGUUCGUCUCCCCACCAGCGAGUCAACCCUGGUAACAGGUUACCUGUCCUGUGUUCAGAAACCAGAGUCUGUGGUCCACGCCAUGAAGGUGUUGGAGGUCCACGAGAACCUGGAUAAGAAGCAGGUCCCAGAGGACUACGAGGAGGAUCUGAGUGAGAAGGAAAAAGCCAUCGUUAGAGAGAUGUGUAACGUGGUGUGGAGAAAGCUGGGCGAUGUGGCAGGAUCUAAGCCGUCUAUCAGACAGCAUCUCUCUGGUAACCAGUUCAAAGGCCCCAUGUAGUCCACAGCAACCAGAGAGGGAGAAAGAGAGAGAGACCUUCCUACAUACUAUCCAUUCCUACUGCCUACACUACCCAUAACACCAUUCUCCCACUGACUAUAGGUCCCAUCACCCACCAUUCUCCUGGGAUAUGUGACUGAACAUUAUGCGACCCAGGAAAACCACAGAAUGGACCUCUCCAUCGCCACUAGUCAACUCCCCAUACACACACAUUUCGUUUGAACUUCCAGUGUUGUUGAUAACUGGUAGCUAGUUUCACUGAUUUGCGACUUUCCUUGUAUUACAGAUUUUAGGUUUAUAGUUAGACAGGCUUACACUUUACACAGUGCUGGAGACUAUUACAGAACACUCUCAUGUUGUUUUGUUUUAUGCUAAAAAGAAACUCAGAUGAGAGCUAUAGGAGCUCUAGGAUGUUAAAGUAGCGCUGUGAUUAUGUCAGAUAUGGUUACGUUUUGGGUUACAAGUGUCUCGUAUGGACAAAUCUAGGAUCAGCUUCAUCCACCUUCAAUCCUGAUCUUGAGCAUUUAGAGGUAACGUACAGAACUGACUGUGGAUCAGUGUCUAGGAGCAAUGUCACCUCACUCCUUCAUAGUACUUUCCAAUAUAAAAUCCAGCUAGCUCCUCUGUUAGUUGUGCUUUGCCUUUAUCUGGUUGAUUAGCAAAAUUAGCAUUAGCUAACGCUAGCCUUAGCGUAAUUAGCCUUAGCUAAUGCUAGCUUUAGCAAAAUUAGCAUUAGCUCAUGCUUGCCUUAGCAGAAUUAGCAUUAGCAUCCAAAGUGUUAAUAUGUGAUACCCAUUGUGAUAUGAUACAUAGCACCCUAUGCUCAUAAGAGAAGUCUAUUAUUGAUACAGUACUAUUAUAGAGAUCACUUUUAAAACUAGUGUAAAAUAUGUAAACAAAAAAAAACAUAGCACUGCAUUGUUGUUGUUAUCGUUUAUUUUGAGCUUUUUGUUUUUUAUUAUUAUUCUAGCGUGGCCAUGUGUUAAAAACGGACUGUCUUGUGAGGUUUUAUGUUUUACAAAAGCACACAACUGAACAGGGUUCUUUCUAUGGUAACCACUCAUCUUCUUACUGUAGUUCGUUGAAACAAAUGAUUACUUUAUCUCCUCUGUAAACGUAUCAAGGCCAUUUUAAAUCUAAACCGUCUCAGCCAAGAGUCUUUUUUUAUUUUUACUAAAAUGUACAAGGUUGAGUCUGCUCUAAGACAAUCAUGUUUCUCAGGUUGGGAAAUAACGAGAGCUUUACGCCGACCCUGUGACUUCUGUGGAUAUAGUGGUGAUUCUUUGUUGACGUUGGUCAGGCUGCAUGUGGGUACUGUAGUUCUCUGUAACAGACUGAUGACACCUGGUUACUACAGGGUUGGAGACUGCUGAACAUAUUUUAUGCAUUCAUUUAAUAUGAAAUAAUAUGUUUCAUAAAUCUCCAUGACAGAAUGUUUCAGAAAUGUUCUCUGAAACUUGAAGGCUAUUAUGCUACUGUCAUAAAGGGAAGAUCAGACUAAUUUGGCUAUUUUUGGUCAUCAUUAACUUUUGCAUUAAUCAAACCACUGUACAACACAGUAUUUUAAUUGAAACCUAAGAAAGUUGUCAAAUAAAUGGAAUGGUUUUCAUUUCAAUUUGCAUAAUAUGAAUACGUGUUUUUUAGCCAUGGUGAAUACAGCAGAUGAGUUUCAGCAGUGGACUGUGCAUGUUUUGUAGAAAUGUAUUUCUGUUGGAAUGUGAGAAAGAGCAAGUCUUCCCUUAGAUGUUUUUGGAUACAGCAACGUUUUAACGAGUUAUAAUGAUGUCAAAUGAAAUAAUAAGUACUGUUAUGAUCAAACUGUUCAAGGCUAUUUAUUGCCAGGUGUUUCGCAAAAAAAAAAGGAGAGCUAUCCAAUAAUAGGGCUGUCAUGUGAUUGGCCAGUUUAAGAUUUUGACCUAUCAGGAGAUUUUGAUUGGUAUCCAGGUCUUUUGAUUGGGCAAUUGGUAAUGAUUGACAGCUCAAGCUCUCCUGGCUCUAGUAUUAGUUUUUCCAAAUUAGAACCUUGAGGCUUCCGACCGUCCAUUCUUACGAUUCAUCCUCCUCGGGUUCUCUCUAAUAGGCUCUAUCUACUACAACAACAAAAAAGAAAAUGAAAGUAUGGAUUUUCAAAAAGUGUCCUUUUUUUUCUAGGAACAACUGAUUUGAAGCUAUGAUGACUUGUAAUGUUUUUCAGUCUGGCAUUUUGAUUUGAGAUGUGCCACAUUUUUCUCUGCAUGGAAUUUUGAGUUGGAAUCUGUGUUUUGAACUUUGUUGUAUUUCUAAUUCUGUAUAUAUGUGCUAAACUAGAAGUCACGAUGAUCCUAGAACCUAGUCUGCAUCUCAAAAUAGCAAUAUAUUCCCUAGUGCACUACUUUUGACCCCUGCCUUGUGCUGACCCUGGUCAUAUGUAGUGUGCUAUAUAGGGGAAAGGUUGUUAUUUCGGACACAGACCUACAGUGUUUAAUGCAAACUAUUCCUAUAGCAACUAGCAUGAAUGUAAACGUUUGUUUUUUUCUCUCCAUGAAUUUCGCUGAGAUCAGACAAAUAUGUGUAGGUGAUAGUUAACAAAAAAAAAUUGUAAUUGAACAAGGUCACUUUUAGAUGAUUUUUUUGAUUAGAAAAUAAACAAUUACUUUCUUUGUAA
Salvelinus sp. IW2-2015 is the source of this 4732-nucleotide messenger RNA. RefSeq names its product coiled-coil domain-containing protein 85C-A-like. NCBI's taxonomy places the organism in Eukaryota, Metazoa, Chordata, Actinopteri, Salmoniformes, Salmonidae. The record is from RefSeq and is a predicted model, not a curated record. Gene Ontology annotation, cellular component: apical junction complex.